This is a messenger RNA of Aspergillus novofumigatus IBT 16806, 1611 nucleotides long. RefSeq names its product DUF3431 domain-containing protein. The record is from RefSeq and is a predicted model, not a curated record. Bases 258 to 1223 code for a protein of 321 amino acids. The transcript has 2 exons. NCBI's taxonomy places the organism in Eukaryota, Fungi, Ascomycota, Eurotiomycetes, Eurotiales, Aspergillaceae.
GGUGCCUUGCCAUCCCUGUGAGGACUGACAAGGCUCAUUUAUUCUUAUGCUUUCAGUUGUCUUGCUACUUUUAGGCUAGGUUUGCUUCUUUUCCGAUUUGCCCAUUGUUGAGCUGCUUAGGACCUUAGAGUUUUUUCUUGUCCAUCCUCCCAUCCCUUUCUGCCUUCGCGAAGUUAUUUACUCCUGGUCCGCAUCCCGCACCUUGAUCCUUCUCUUGCAUUAUAGUUUCAGAGCGCAAUUACGGCAGAUAUUAUGCGAUGAGACUUUCCUACCGUGUUGGGUUGGCCGCCCUCCUGAUCCUCGCCUUCAUCCUGAUCAAGCGCCAUCUAGAUUCCCUUCAGGAUGGUUCGCACGUGCCAUCCUCCUGGCAGUUCAGCAAUGUGGUAGGGGGCGGCGCUGCGGAGCCUGUCGCUACUCCCGCCAGCAAACCUGAAAAUGAAAAGCCUCAAGAGACACCAGCUGUGACAGUAGAAGAAUCUCUUCCAAUCAAACAAACCUACGAGAUCACUCCUAUUAUCGUUCCCAAUGACCGUGUGAUUGUGAUGGCCAAAUUGAGCAAGGAGGAUACGUCGUGGGUGAGCACUGAUUUGAAUGAAUGGCGCAAUUUCAUCUACACCGUUGAUGACGUGAACGCGGCUCGACACACCCCGAAGAACAAAGGCCGCGAGAGUCUUGCCUACCUUCAAUACAUCGUCGAUCACUACCAUGACCUUCCGUCCACAAUGGUUUUCCUCCACAGCCACAAAGACGGCUGGGAGGCGGGCUGGCACACCGAUACACUGGAUUAUAGCAAUGUGGAAUCGGUUCGAUCACUGCAGACAGAGUUCGUGCAACAGAGUGGCUUCGUCAACCUUCGCUGUCAGGGAAAUCCCGGUUGCCCCGAUGAAAUCCGUCCGUUAGAGGAUCCGCCUCAGCCAGGCAAGGAGAACAGUAGAGUCUAUGCCAGGGUGUGGGAGGAGUUGCACAACAACACCAACAUACCCGAAGUUGUUGGCGCACCGUGUUGCUCGCAAUUCGCUGUGUCCAAAGCGCAAGUUCUGAAACGCCCUCUCAGUGAUUAUCAACGGUACUACAAUUGGGUCCUCACGAACAAGUUGCCGGAUGAGCUCACUGCCUGGAUCAUGGAAUAUUCUUGGCACAUCAUUUUUGGAAAAGAUCCAGUGUUCUGCCCAGAUAUUUACCAGUGCUACCAGGAUGUUUAUGGAAAUCCAUAUUUCUGGUAGAUUUUCUCAUACAUAUACCCAUUUUGUUGUUGGUUCAUUUAUUUGACUACGAUUGUACGCAGUGCGUUUUCUGUCCCUGUGUUGUACUCAGAGACUGUGUUUGUAUUUGGUUUGGAAGCUACGGAUACCAAAAGCUGUUCGUCAACAUUUUAUCCGUUUCAGGAGUUUAGACAUUGCAUUCGUGAUAUAUGCACCAUAUUUGAGUAUGACUAUAUCUUCACCAUUUAUCGCGCUUUUACAUGCAUAUAAGUUCGCGCCCAUUCUUUCUUUUUCUCCAUUCUUCCCUUCCACCCCAAAGUAUGUCUUACUUUGCUAUGUAUACUUAUCUACUGCACAGAAUCUAGAAUGAGUAUUAGAGACUUACUCCAUGCAAAUAUGUGAUUAUGAG